UUGAAGGGUUGUGGCAACUCUGCAUUGAGCAAGUCUAUUGGUGCCAUGGUCUAUUGGUGCCAUUUUUCCAAUAGCAUAUGCUCACUUUGUGUCUCUGUGUCACAUUUUGGUAAUUUACAAAAUAUUUAAAAUUUUUUCAUCUUUAUUAUAUCUGUUACAGUGAUCUGUGAUCAGUAAUCUUUGAUGUUACUAUUGUCAUUCUUCCUUUGGGGAACCAUGAACUGUGCCCAUGUAAGAUGGUAAAUUUAAUCAAUAACUGUUGAGUGUUCUGACUACUCUGCCACCUGAUCAUUCCCCCAUCUCCCUCCUUCUCUCUUCUUGAGCCCCCCAAUCCCUGACACAAUAAUAUUAAAAUUAGGCCAAUUAAUAAAUCUACAAUGGUCUCUAAGUGUUGAAGUGAAAACAAGUCUCACAUUUUUAUGUUAAAUCAAAAGCUAGAAAUGAUUAAUUUAGUGAGGAAGCCAUGUCAAAAGCUAAGAUAGGCUGAAAGCUGGGGCUCUUUUGCCAAACAGUUAUCCCAAUUGUGAAUGCAAAGGAAAAGUUCUUAAGGGAAAUUAAAAGUGCCACUGCAGAGCCAGAUCUUGAGACUGAGGUGUUAAGAGUUUACCCUGAGGCCAAGGGAGAAGCCACAGAAGGUUCACGGGAGGGGGAGGACAUAAGACAUCCAACAGGUCUGAGUUCCUCUCAUAGCAGUAGGCUUUGGUCUGAGUCAGGAUGAGUCUAGGACUUGCUCCCCAAGGGACUGUGGGGACUGGGAGGAGCAGGGGAGCAGGAAGAAGGUCCAAGCUGAGGGGAACGGCAAAGAGAUGUGAAGGAGAUGCUCUCUAAUCAGGACACACUCAGAGGUACCCAUUUCACGUUGCUAACAUGCCAGUCUCUGUGCACUUCUCCAUAAUGGAGAUGUUAUCAUUAUGAGGAAACUGAGGUUCAGAGAAGUCGAGAGACUUGCAUGAGGUCACACAGUGAGAAAGUGGCCCGGUUCAGAGCCCACACCCUUAACCCCAUAUUCCACUGCCAGAUAGGACUCCCCAGACCCCAUGUGGAGCUGGGUCAGUGGGGCCUCUCCCACUUGCACCUUAUCUGACUCCAGGUCCCACCCUGAGACAGGCUGGUUCCAGGUGGUAGUGAGACGGGACCCCCUGGGACCAUGCCAGGCUGGGACGGCCACCAUCUGAGGUCGCCCCGGGUCCUUUCCCCUAGCUAUGGAGACCAGGUGCAGCACUUCAAGGUGCUGCGCGAGGCCUCGGGGAAGUACUUCCUGUGGGAGGAGAAGUUCAACUCCCUCAACGAGCUGGUCGACUUCUACCGCACCACCACCAUCGCCAAGAAGCGGCACAUCUUCCUGCGCGACAAGGAGCCCUUGCUCAAGUCACCUGGGGCCUGCUUUGCCCAGGCCCAGUUUGACUUCUCAGCCCAGGACCCCUCGCAGCUCAGCUUCCGCCGUGGUGACAUCACUGAGGUCCUGGAGCAUCCAGACCCCCCACUGGUGGCGGGGCCAGUCCUGCGGGCACGUUGGCUUCUUCCCACGGGGUUAUGUGCAGCCCGUGCACCUGUGAGCAGCCCGGCGGCCGAUCUGGCCAAUGGGCCAUUUUACAGGAACUGAGAUCCAGAGAGGACAUGGACACCCCCAGCCCGGUCAGAGUCACACGGGGCUCAGUGGACCGCCUUGGACUGAACCAUGGGCUUCUAACUGCCUCCGGCCACUUCACACAAACUGGGAUGGCCCAGGUUCCCCAGCAAGGGUCCCCAGCAAGGGUAGCUCCAGGGCUUCCUGGCUGGUUGCCUCCCAUUGGCUGCCAGCUGUGUGACACCACAGGGCGGAGUCUGUGAAGACCCCACCCACCUCCUCUUGUCAAUGGCCCCAUCUGCCAGGAAGGUUGAGGACUCCUAGGUUUCACCCACUGGAGGCUCAACCUGAGGAACCCUGGCCAUGGUGGGUGGGUUCACCUUGGGCUGACCACCCACUGGGCCUGCCUACCCCUCCCUCAAAAGGCCCCUGGAGUUGUUCGGGCUGUUGGGAGGUGGCUCACCCUCGAAGGACAGACUGCACACCUGUUGACCUAAAUUCACUAGACAGACUCCAGGUGGACACCAACUCCUCAACAGCCCCAUGACUUCAGCUCCACCUGGGGCACCCAGCACCCCCUGCCCCACCACAGGGCUAGAGGCCCUGAGACCCUGAAAAAGGGGCAGGCAGUAGGGAAGGUGGAGGCACACUCCUCUUCUGUUGGACAGGUGAGCUCUGAGGGCAAGCCCUGGGCCUAGCCAUGCAGAGACCCUGGCUGCCCUGGCUCUUGUUUGUUUAGGCCCAGAUUCUGCCCAGACCAGGGCCCAGGAGAGCUCUCAGGAGGCUGAGAAACCUCCAGGGCAGACAGAAAGUUGGGGCCAGAGCUGGGUUUUAGAGAUUCUACAGGAUCCCACAUGGGACGGCUACCUAGGUGGGGCACGGCCCCUACCCGAGAACGGGAGGAUCCUCCAGAGAAUGUGCCACCAUCGAGGAUAUGAGCAGGGUCUGUCCAGAGCCUGGGGACCUUUGGGAGCAGGAAAAGUGAGGUGGGACUUGGAAAGGCUUUGAAUGCCAGGCUGAUGGUUGAGGGGAUGGUGGGCAGGGAGGGAGGGCAAGGAGGCUCCCUCUGGCAUUUGGUAGCAGGUGGGUGGAGGGAGGAGCCCUUGGAGAUGGCUGCAGUCCCUUAAUGGGGGGCCUUGCUCUGGGCAUGUGGGGCUUUCCCUCCAUCCAGAGCUGGCCCAAGAUCCUUGGAGCCCUGAGUGCUGGCAAGUCUCACUGCUCCUGUGUAUUCAAAAGGAAACAGUAAAACCAACAUCAGGAUGUCCAUCAGAAAUCUAAUUUUCUUUCCAAAAAAAAAAAAAAAGUGCCACUGCAGUGAAUACAUGAAGAAGAGACAGCCUUGUUGCUGAUGUAAAGAAAGUUUUAGUGGUCUGGAUAGAAGAUCAAGCCAGCCACAACAUUCCCUUAGACCAAAGCCUAAUCCAGAGCAAGGUCCCAACUCUCUUCAAUUCUAUGAAGGCUGAGAGAGGUGAGGAAGGCAAGAAGAAAAGUUUGAAGCUAGCAGAGAUUGGUUCAUGAAGUUUAAGGAAAGAAGCCAUUGCCAUAACCUGAAAGUACAAGGUGAAGCAGCAAGUGCUGAUGGAGAAGCAGUAGCAAGUUAUCCAGAAGACCUAACUAAAAUAAUUGAGGAAAGUGGUUACACUAAGCAAUAUAGAUAAUAUAGAUAAAACCACCUUAUAUUGGGAGAAGAUGCCAUUUAGGACUAUCAUAGCUAGGGAAGAAAAGUCAGUGCCUGGCUUCAAAGCUUCAAAGGACAGUCUGCCUCACUUGUUCAAGGCUAAUGCAGCUGGUAACUUUAAGUUGAAGCUAGUUCUGAUUUGCCAUUCUGAAAAUCCCAGGGCUCCUAAAAAAUAUGUUAAAUCUACUCUGCCUAUGCUUUAUAAACGUAACAACAAAGCCUGGAUAACAAGACAUCUGUUUACAGCAUGGUUUACUGAAUAUUUUAAGCCCACUGUUGAGAACUACUGCUUAGAAAAAACUAUUUCUUUCAAAAUAUUACUACUCAUUGACAAUACAUCUGUUCACACAAGAGCUCUGAUAGAGAUAUACAUAGAAAUUAAUGUUGUUUUUGUAUCUGCUAACACAACAUCCAUUCUGCAGCCUAUGGAUUAAGGGGUAAUUUCAACUUCCAACUUUUACCAUGUAACAAAUACAUUUUAUAAGGCUAUAGCUGCUAUAAAUAGUGAUUCUUCUGAUGGAUCUGGGCAAAGCGAAUUGAAAAUCUUCUGGAAAAUAUUACCCAUUCUAUAUGCUUUUAAUAAAAUUCAUGAUUCAUGAGAGGAGGCCAAAAUAUUAAUAUUAACAGGAGUUUUGGAGAGUUGAUUCCAACCCUCAUGAAUGGCUUUGAGGAGUUCGAGACUUUAAUGCAGAAAGUAACUGCAGAUAUGAAAGAAGUAACAAGAGAACUAGAACUUGAAGUGGGGCCUGAAGAGGUGCCCAGAUUAGUGCAAUCUCAUGAUAAAAUGUGAAUGAAUGAGGAAUUGUUUCUUAUAGAUGGGCAAAGAAAGUUGUUUCUUGAAAUGGAAUCUGCUCCUGAUGACACUGUUAACAUUGUUAAAAUGAUGACAAAGGAUUUAGAAUAUUAUAUAAACUAAGUUGAUAAAGCAGUGGCAGGGUUUGAGAGUAUUAACUCCAAAUUUGAAAGAAGUUCUACUGUAGGUAAAAUGCUAUAAAACAGUAUCUCAUGCUACAGAGAAAGCUUUAGUGAAAGGAAGAGUUCAAUGAUGCAACAAAUUUCAUUGUUGUCUUAUUUUAAGAAAUUGCCACAGCCAUGUCAACCUUCAGCAACCACCACCCUGAACAGUUAGCAGCCAUCAACAUAUAGGCAAAACCCUCCACCAACAAAGAGAUUACAAAUGGCUGAAGGCUGAAAUGAUUAUUAAUAUUUUUAAGCAAUAAUUUAUUUUAAAAUUAAGGUAUGAACAUUAUUUUAAACAUAAUGCUAUGGCAUAAUUAAUAUGUUUCAUUAUAGUGUAAACACAACUUUAUAUGCACUGGGAAACCAAAAAAUCUGUGUGACUCUCUUUAUUGUGGUGGUCUAGAACUGAACCUGCAGUAUCUCCAAGGUAUGCCUGUAUAUAUAAAGUGCAAUAAGAGAAGCUGCACAAGACAGAAGAAAGGUAUUUUAAGAGUUCCAGGGAAGAAAAAGGUACUUCCACUUUGAUUAAGAUUUCAUGAAGGAGGAUUAAAAUGGCAGACAGGAGGCAGAAGUAGCUUUCAGCUUCUAUUCAGCCAGACAGAGCAGCAUGAGGAGGUUCACAUUGUGAGCUUUUGUUCCAAGAAAUACCACAGGAACAUACCAUGAAAACUGAGAGAAUCCACAGACCCUUUGAAGGAACUGGAUUGCCGCUGAAGGCUCCCUGAGAUUCCAAAAAACUGUGAUUCUGCUUGCUUUCUCAGUGGGGAGGCUGGUGGUCUGGGGCAAGUUCUCAGCCCUGGUCACUGGCUGUCUUAAAAUAGACCCUGUGCUGUUGCGUGGCAGGAUGGGAGUGAGACCAGCCUUUAGGACUGCGGGCUGUGUGGGAGAGGGGUGAGGCCUGUGAC
Molecule: messenger RNA, 5110 nt
Organism: Pan troglodytes (chimpanzee)
Lineage: Eukaryota; Metazoa; Chordata; Mammalia; Primates; Hominidae
Product: GRB2-related adapter protein-like
Exons: 1
Coding region: 1148-1603 (151 amino acids)
Molecular function (GO): protein binding
Source: RefSeq, a predicted model, not a curated record